Messenger RNA from Helianthus annuus (common sunflower), 1516 nucleotides. RefSeq names its product serine/threonine-protein kinase SAPK3. Lineage: Eukaryota; Viridiplantae; Streptophyta; Magnoliopsida; Asterales; Asteraceae. The record is from RefSeq and is a predicted model, not a curated record. Gene Ontology annotation, molecular function: protein serine/threonine kinase activity; ATP binding. Bases 327 to 1361 code for a protein of 344 amino acids. Gene Ontology annotation, biological process: protein phosphorylation; intracellular signal transduction. The transcript has 9 exons.
ACGAAAUCUUAUAAAAUUUCACUUUUUUUAUUCUAAUUUCUAACCCUCAUUAGAUCCUUUGAAUUUGAACUCGAUUUUCAACUUCAAAGCUAAGCAUUUAAAUAUUUGUACCAAUAGUUAACCUUUUUUCUAUUUAUAUUCACUUCCUAAAACCCAGUCUCUGUAUCUUGAUUUAGCAAAUUAUCAUAGCUUCUCUCUAAGAAAGUUCCAAUCUUUUCAUCUGGGGUUUGAUUAAUUUGACUUAAUUUUGGUGGGUUUUGAAGAUAAAGUCAUAAAGAUUUGUUUUGAACAUUUUGGGGGUUUCUUGAAUUUUUUCUUGUGCUGCAAUGGAGGAGAAAUAUGAGCCAUUGAAAGAGCUUGGUGCUGGUAAUUUUGGAGUUGCAAGAUUGGUUAGAGAUAAGAAGACUAAAGAACUGUUUGCUGUCAAAUACAUUGAAAGAGGGAAAAAGAUUGACGAAAAUGUUCAAAGGGAAAUCAUUAAUCACAGAUCUUUAAGGCAUCCAAACAUAGUGAGGUUCAAGGAGGUCUUGUUAACUAAGACACAAUUGGCUAUAGUCAUGGAGUAUGCAGCUGGCGGUGAACUCUUUACUAAAAUCACCAGUGCUGGCCGAUUCAGCGAAGAUGAGGCUCGAUUCUUCUUUCAACAACUUAUAUCUGGAGUCAGCUACUGCCAUUCCAUGGAAAUUUGUCAUAGAGAUCUGAAACUAGAGAACACUCUUCUAGACGGGAGUCCAUCCCCGCGUCUCAAAAUAUGUGAUUUUGGUUAUUCAAAGUCUGGUUUAUUGCACUCUCAACCGAAAUCUACGGUUGGCACACCGGCUUACAUUGCCCCCGAGGUUCUGUCCCGAAAGGAAUAUGAUGGAAAGAUUGCAGAUGUUUGGUCAUGUGGGGUGACUCUGUAUGUUAUGUUGGUUGGAGCCUACCCUUUUGAGGAUCCUGAAGAUCCUCGAAAUUUCCGUAAAACAAUUGGGAGAAUCGUGAGCGUUCAAUACUCGAUACCGGAUUACGUGCGUGUUUCUGCUGAUUGUAGGCACCUUCUGUCGCAUAUCUUUGUUGCAAACCCCUCCAAGAGAAUCACAAUAGCGGAAAUCAAGAAACAUCCAUGGUUUCUAAAGAACAUGCCAAAGGAGUUGGUCGAAGGCGAGAAAACAAACUACGAGAACGCAAAUUGUGACCAAUCACUGCAAAGUGUUGAGGAAGUUAACCGAAUCAUACAAGAGGCAAAGGUUCCUGGGGAAGGUGGGUCCGCCACCGCCACUGAUGGGAAGCUGACGGAUAUUGGCGGAUCGGUAGAUCCUGACGACGAGGAGUUCGAUGAGAAUGAGAUUGAUGAGAGUGGGGACUAUUCAGGCCAGAUAUGAUGAUCUUGUUGUUGACCAAAUGUGUUUUGAAAUGUACCAAGUUUGUGUAGUUUUGUAAGUGUUUGCAGUCUUGGACAUUCAUAUGAUCAUGUGUAAUAAGGGCAAAUAAGUUGACUUUAAAGUCUUGAUUUAUGAGGUUUGUGUCUUGGAAGAAA